This is a messenger RNA of Spinacia oleracea (spinach), 1845 nucleotides long. RefSeq lists its product as uncharacterized. NCBI's taxonomy places the organism in Eukaryota, Viridiplantae, Streptophyta, Magnoliopsida, Caryophyllales, Amaranthaceae. The transcript is spliced from 2 exons. The record is from RefSeq and is a predicted model, not a curated record. Bases 1 to 1845 code for a protein of 614 amino acids.
AUGGCAAUUCAAGAUUCUGAAAGUGAUAAUUCACACAACAACAACAACAAUGGAGGUAAUGUUGAUAACUGUGAUCCGUUUUUCAUUGCUAAUUCAGAUAAUCCUACCUCUUCAUUAGUUGCUGCUGUAUUUACUGGUGUGAAUUUUAUGAGAUGGAGUAGAAAUGUUAAAUGUGCUUUAGUAGAUAAGAACAAAGAAAGAUUUAUCAAUGGUGAGAUAACAAAACCUGCUGUAAAUCACAAAGAUUACAUGAAAUGGAAACGUGCUGAUUUCAUGGUGGUUAGCAGGAUAUUGAGUUCCAUGAAUCAUGAAUUAGCAGAUGAUUUUGGUUAUAUUGAUACUGCUGCUGAUUUGUGGCGUGAACUGAAUGAGAGGUUUGGUCAAUCUAAUGGUCCACUGAUUUACCAAUUGAAGAAAGAAAUUGAAAAUUUAACUCAGCAAAACAUGACUAUUGUUACUUACUAUGGGAAAUUGAAGAAAUUAUGGGAUGAAAUGAAAAAUUUAAGAGCAUUUUCUAGUUGCACAUGUGGUGCUAUGAUGCAGUGUAGCUGUCAGUUUCUGAAGAAGAUUGCUGAGUUUGAAGAAGAAGAUAAAAUGAUGCAGUUUCUACUUGGACUGAAUGGUGGAUUUGACAGUACUAUGACUAAUGUUCUUUCCAUGGAUCCCUUACCUAGCAUCAACAGAGUAUUCUCAAUUACUCAACAAAUUGAGAAACAAAAAGAAUUGAGUGGUGGUAAUGCUGAGUCCAAUGCUAUGACUAGCAGUGCUAUGGCUGCUCAAGCUCACAGAGGGAUACAAUCACAAUUUCAGAAGUAUAAUGCUGGUUCAGGAAAGAAAGACUGGAAAGAAAUAAAAAAGGAGAAGAUGAAUCGAAGCUGCACUCAUUGCAAAGGGAAGGGACAUACUGCUGAUCAGUGCUUCAAGCUCAUUGGCUACCCUGAGUGGUACAACUCUAUCAAAGCUUAUAAGAGUAAUGGCACUACUGGAAACAGACUUGCAGCACAUGUUAAUUACACUGCUGACAUUGGUGAUGAACCCUUGGGCAACACAGACAAUGAAAAUGGGAUGGUGGACAAUGAAAUGCUGAAUGCUAUUUGCCAAGAAGUUAUGAAAGUGAUGAAGGGCAAACAAGCACAGGGCACUGAGGCAAGUGGAGCUCAUUGUUCUUAUGUCAAUUAUGCAGGUAUAAUUUCCCACUCUUUUAACUGUGCUGUGACUAAGCUGCAUGAUGAAUGUUUAUGGAUAGUUGACUCUGGUGCAUGUGAUCAUAUGACAUAUGAUGACACUAUCUUAACCAACAUCAGAACUCUAACUAAUCCUAUCAAAGUUGGUCUUCCUGAUGGUUCUCAACUAACUGUAGACACCAUAGGAGACACUGCCUUAAGCAAUCAAUUGGUUUUGCAUAAUGUGUUGCUGGUUAAGGAUUUCAAACAUAACCUUUUGUCUGUUGGUAGAUUGAUAGAACAUUCUGGUGUUCAAGUUUUAUUUACUGGAACUAGAUACACUUUCCAGGACCCUGCUAGCCAUGAGUUGCUUGGUGCUGGAAAAAGAACAAAUGGUUUGUACUAUUUUGUUCUGCCCUCUCAUGCUGGUUCUUCCAAAGGUAUUGCCCUCCAACAACAAAGCUGUAAUACAGUAGAACAUGUCCAUGAUACCAAUGUUGUUAUGCUACCACAUAAGACAGCUACUAGUAAUGCUCCUCUUCCUCUCUUGCUUUGUGCUUCUUGCUUCUCCUUCGUGUUUCUUGCCUUCUCCUCACUCGGUUGUUUCAAUUUUCAUACAGCACCACCACCACGCUGCCACCAGCGUCCGCGGCCUUGCCGUCCACCGUUGCACGGUGGAUAA